GCACAGGGAAGUGCUUGUUCCUUCGAUUUUCUGUGGAUCUUUAGAUUUUUUUUUCACAAUCAUCAGGGAGACAGUUGUGAUAAAUCAUGAGGGUUUACGAUACUUGGAAAGCCAUUCUGAGGAUACAGAAGUUCAGGAGAAUUGUGUCCUACACUGGAUUUUAUUGCUUUGCUUCCCUCUUGAGCUAUGCCUACACAAGCAAUACAACUAGAGCUGGGAUCUCAAGAGCUGACCAGUUUUAUGCAUCAUUUCCAGCUGGUACAGAGCUGCUAACUGACACUGCAAAAUUAUAUAAAGCUGCACUUGGCAAUUGUUUCGAAAUUGAAGAGUGGGGUCCCAUUGAAUUCUGCAUCAUGGCUAAACACUUUGAGCGCCAAGGGAAACCUCCUUAUGCAUACCAUUCUCAAUACAUGGCACACCUUCUUUCUCAUGGACAGCUUGAUGGGAGUGGCUAGCCAUUGAUCAAGCAUCACCACAUGCAGUGAUACAUACACAGCCAGCGAUUUAGCAACUUUUUGAAGUUGUAUAGGUACCAAUCAAGGUAGGUAAAAUAUUGAAGUUGUGAGGCUGUAGGAACUCUUUCUUGACAGCAGAAGCUGCCACAAUGAUAAGUUCUUUCAAUUUGUGUUAGAGAGAAUCCCAACCUCAUUUUACUGCUGAGCUCCAUUUGUUUGUAUUAGAUGUGGGGUUUUCAGUACUAUCUGAUCUAAAAUUGCACAACAUAAAUUGCAGUUAAUAUUUUAUGGUAAUAAAGUGCAACUAAUUAAGCUGCUGUUUUUAUCA
Molecule: messenger RNA, 783 nt
Organism: Telopea speciosissima
Lineage: Eukaryota; Viridiplantae; Streptophyta; Magnoliopsida; Proteales; Proteaceae
Exons: 4
Coding region: 87-455 (122 amino acids)
Source: RefSeq, a predicted model, not a curated record